This is a messenger RNA of Labrus bergylta (ballan wrasse), 4578 nucleotides long. RefSeq names its product protein tyrosine phosphatase receptor type Ea (gene ptprea). Gene Ontology annotation, molecular function: protein tyrosine phosphatase activity. The record is from RefSeq and is a predicted model, not a curated record. Gene Ontology annotation, biological process: protein dephosphorylation. Lineage: Eukaryota; Metazoa; Chordata; Actinopteri; Labriformes; Labridae.
AACACAAACUCCUCCUUUCCCGGUGACAGGCGGCAACACCGAAGCAUCGCCUCGCCUUUUCCAGCACACUCCGCGCUCUGGACUUAAUGUCGAAGACAUCCAGGUGGUGACUGCUCUGCAAUGCUUCAGCCUGGCUGCUGUUUGCUGAGACCCUGGAAGUGAAGCGCUGAGACCCCUUUGAGUUUGCUGUCUGGAUUUAGGGAUUGCGUCUCCAACUUCUUUCCAACUUCUCGCAAAAAUGUGACAACUGGACUCUUAACAGCACCAUGUGACCGGCUAUUAUGGAUCCGAGAAUCAGCAUACAUUGAAUCUACACUCAUCAAGUCACAAUGGUCCCACUUCUGUUUUUAAUGGCAAUCACAACAACAUCCAAUUUCACCAGCAAUGACACCAAUAAAACAGAAGACGUUACAUCCCCCAGCCAACACAUCCUCCCCACCGUGCUGGUCCUGUCCCUGCUGCUGCUCAUCAUCGCACUGCUAGCCUGGUACUUCCUCAGGUUAAAAAACCAGAGAAAAGCAGUCGUCACAACAGUUGACAAGAAGGUACCCAAUGGCAUCCUGGAGGAACAAGAGCAACAAACGGUGGUCCUUCUCCCAAGAUCCCCCACAGCCGCCAAGACUUACCUACCCAUCCCGGUGGACCACCUGGAGGAGGAGUACCGGCUCCGCUCAGCUGACGACGGCAAGCUCUUCAGGGAGGAGUACAAUUCGUUGCCGGGAGGUAAUGCCCAGGGGACGUACGAGGAGGCCAACAAGGACGAGAACAAGGAGAAGAACAGAUACCCCAACAUCCUCCCCUAUGAUCAUUCCAGAGUGGUGUUGACUCAGCUGGAUGCAAAUCCCUGUUCAGACUAUGUGAAUGCUUCUUAUAUUGAUGGUUUCACAGAAAAGAACAAAUUCAUAGCAGCCCAAGGUCCUAAAGAAGACACUGUAGCAGAGUUCUGGAGGAUGAUAUGGGAGCAGAAAGUAGCGACCGUUGUCAUGCUGACAAAUCUCAAAGAAAGGAAAGAAGAUAAGUGUCACCAGUACUGGCCGGAUCAGGGCUGUUGGACCUACGGGAAUGUGAGGGUGGCCGUAGAGGACUUCACUGUGCUCGUCGACUACACCAUACGCAAGUUCUGUGUACAAUAUCAAGCUAGCGAUGUUGCCAAGACUCCCAGGCUCGUCACCCAGCUUCACUUCACCAGCUGGCCCGACUUUGGAGUUCCUUUCUCCCCCAUCGGCAUGCUCAAGUUCCUGAAAAAGGUCAAAGCGGUUAACCCACCGUUCGCUGGGCCUAUUGUGAUCCACUGCAGCGCUGGUGUUGGGAGGACAGGAACCUUCAUCGUAAUAGACGCCAUGAUCGACAUGAUGCACGCCGAGCAGAAGGUUGACGUGUUUGGGAUUGUCGCUAAGAUACGAGAGCAGCGCUCACAGCUCAUUCAGACAGAUAUGCAGUACUCAUUCGUCUACCAGGCCCUGCUUGAAUACUACCUCUACGGAGACACAGAGUUGGAUGUGUCGUCUCUGGAAGGACAUCUGAGCAAACUGCACAACACCUUCGUGAACGGUGACCGGGUCGGCCUCGAGGAGGAGUUUAAGAAACUGACCAACAUGCGAAUAAUGAAGGAGAACAUGAGAACGGGGAACCUUCCUGCCAACAUGAAGAAGAACCGAGUUCUUCAAAUUAUUCCAUAUGACUUCAACAGAGUUAUUCUCUCCAUGAGAAGAGGUCAGGAGUUCACUGAUUACGUCAAUGCAUCCUUUAUAGAUGGCUAUAGACAGAAGGACUACUUCAUUGCCACCCAGGGCCCUUUGCCGACCACACUGGAGGAUUUCUGGAGGAUGGUGUGGGAGUGGAAAUGUCACUCCAUUGUCAUGCUCACUGAGCUCCAGGAGAGGGAGCAGGACAAAUGUUGCCAGUACUGGCCCACAGAGGACUCCGUCACAUAUGGAGAUUACACAGUGGAGUUGAAGGGAGACACUUUGUGUGACACCUUCAGUCUACGAGACUUGGUACUCACCUUUGUCCCGGAGAAGCAGACGAGGGUGAUCAGGCACUUCCACUUCCACGGCUGGCCGGAGGUCGGCAUCCCGGCCGAGGGGAAGGGCAUGAUCGACAUCAUCGCCUCGGUGCAGAGGCAGCAGCAGCAGUCUGGGAACCAUCCCAUCGUCGUACACUGCAGUGCUGGUGCAGGGCGAACAGGUACGUUCAUUGCACUGAGCAAUAUCUUGGAGCGCGUCAAAGCAGAAGGCCUGCUGGACGUGUUCCAAACUGUGAAGAGUUUACGCAUGCAGAGGCCUCAUAUGGUCCAAACUGUGGAACAGUACGACUUCUGCUACAGGGUGGUACAAGACUUUGUCGACAUUUUCUCAGACUAUGCCAAUUUCAAAUGACGAGAUUUGCCUUAAACAUGGUUUUUAAUGUUGUUUUCUAAAGCUGCUUUGUCAGUUUGAUGUGUUUCUUUAACUCAGUCAAAUGAUCUAUUUUGCUAUGCACUUGUCCUCCCAUUAACUGAGACUCCAUCCAUCGCUGUAAUAUAAUGUAUGUCAGUGGAUGAAAAUUGUACAUGGAAAAAAAAAAAGAGUUAAGAUUAAUAAUGUAUAUUUCACAUCAUUUAUGAUAAUUAUUUUGUCAUGGAGUGUUGUCUCAAACUUGGUCUCUCAUUUCAGUUUGGUUGUAUAAUAAUGUACCUUAAGUGUUUGAGUGUUAUUUUGGAUUGACCACGUAAUAUUUUUCAAAGUUCUAGUUAUUGUAAAAGUAUUUAUGUAUCGAGGAUGACAUUCCACUCUUAAGUUUGGAGAACAUGAUAGGAAUGUUGAAAUGUGUUUUUUUUUUUUUUUUAUGUAAACAUACAGCACAUGCUUUUGUUAAUUCAUGACUUCUAUCUGAGAUUAGAGGCGAUAUUUGAACUAUUUGUCAUGUUUUCAUGCUACAUGCCCAUCACCAAUGUGAUACUCUUUCCAAUGGAAAUACUGUCCGUAAAGGAUGAAUCACUUCAGCCAUAAAGUUAUGAAACAGAGGAGGAGUGACAAAUAGAGCCCGACCGAUUAAUCGUCCAGCCGAUAAUAUCAGCCGAUAUUUUCAUAUCUAGUGACUAUCGGUAUCGGCUAAUUUUAUCACAGAUUAGCACCGAUUUUACUAGAUUUAAUCACCAGACAACGGCAUUACAUUUUUAAGCAUUUUAUUAAGCUAGCAGUUCUCUUUCACAAGCAGAGCGUGCUAUAUGGAUUACAACAAACAUCACCUCUAGAGUGUGAAGCGGUGAUGAACUUGGCAGUCACUUCCAGCUGAGUGACCAUCUUGUUUUUGUUAUCUUUUCCAAAAGAAGUAGAUAGCUGCAUUUAAAGGAUCAACGCAAUAAAUGAGUAUAUCUGAAUAUAUCUCUACAGCUCAAAUAUAUAUGUAAGAAAGAUAUCACCUGAUACAUCGGUAGGUGAUUUUUUUUCCCCUCCCCAGUAUCAGUAUCGGUAUUGGCCCCAAAAAUCCCAUAUCGGUCGGCGCCAGUGACAACACAGGGGUCGAUUUAUAACAUGGAUUCAGGCAGAAGUUUCACACUUUGAUGUAUCACAGAGUCUUUAAGAAACCAUUAAACCGGUUUUGAAACGAAACAUGGUAUGAAACUGCAUUAAACGUGGAUGUAACGUUACUACAGUCCUCCUUUUGUCUGUAGACAGCAAACAUACUUUGCUUAAACAACUGCACAUUAAAAAAGCACAUAUAACUAAGCCUUUUGCCAAGAACCGACAACAUUCAUGAGAAUGGUUAUCGCUUUAUUUAUAUUAGAGAUUAGAGAUUGUUCACAAAUCAGUGCCAUAUAUGUACCUUUUUUUUAAGACAUGGAUAAGAGGAGAACCCCGAUGUUUGAUCCUAAGAAGUAGUGGCUCAAUGCAGUAGAGGCAGUAGGAUUUCAUGACUAAGUGUCAAAUGCACAGCUCAUACAGGACGUUAUUCAAAGAAAAGUCCUGUAACGUCGACAACCACAUCAUAGAAAUGUGGUUCUUCAGUGCCUCCUUAACGACAGAGCUACAAAAAAAUCAUACUAUCAAUGCUUAGUUACUAAUACAUGUUUAAUUUAGAUUACUUUGUUCUCAUUGGUCAACAUGAGGAACCAGAAUGUUUGGAAAUUAAAGCAUUUGGUGACUUCAUUCAUAAGAAGGUAUCUGAUUGUCAAACAUGCAGUAACCCCCGUCCCUGUGGUACUCCCAACAUGAAUCCAAACGUUUGGAAUAAUCCGACCCGGCGCUGCUUUCAUCCUCAGUGACACGUGUCAUUUUGUUGAUGCUGUAUGUAAAUCCUACAUGACAAAGUGCUGACAUUGUGGACGUUUGCUGCGCAGCGUGGAGCUGUAAAGUGAUCGGUUAAAUUGUGUGUGUGAAUCUGUGGGAGGUGCAGCACAAGGAGAGACUAAACAAAACCGUGUGUUUUUACGUCAUGGCUUCUCUUUCGUCUGUACCGUCCUUCCAAGAAUAUCAAGAGGGGCUGUGUAGACGUCAGCUCUUUGCCUUUGCUCUCUCUGUGAGUUGUCCAUCCCCUUUUUCGGAUUCUCAAUGUCUUUCAAAUGCAAGUUGCAAUAUUAAAUUCUUCUGAAAAUGC